UGCUCCAACUCAACUUCAUAUCUUUCUCCAUAAUGAAAUUUACUCCAUAAAUGGAGUAGUUUAUUUUUUGUUUGUUCAUCACUUCAUAAUGGAGUGGGAAAUGGAGUGGGAAAUGGAGUAGGGUUGGAGCAAUUUUACUCCAUUUUCACUUUUACUCCAUUUUGUCCAACAAAAUGGAUUCUUACAUUGGAGAUGCUCUUGAUAGGACGAAUAUGCGUCUAAGGGCUACAGAGAAUAUUAAAAAUGUCUUUAUUAUAUGUUUUAAGUAUCAUAUUUUGUUUUUUCAUCUAAAGAUAUGUUAAUUAUUUGUUAAAUACAGGACAACUAAAGCUUAUAAUUCUAUUAUUCCGACCCUAUUGGUUUACAUAAUACAAAAUGAUAUGAACUUAUGGAUAUACAGGAUAAUAUCCGUUAGACCAAACACAAAGGAGUAAUGGCUUAGCAGAUGAACUAGCAUAAGCUGGAUGGUAUCAGCCAGUUGAUAUGUGUUUUUUUUUGGUCGAACAGUUGAUAUAUGUUCAUGCAAUAAAGAUGGAGCUGGGAAUAAUAUGAGCCAAUAAGAAUCCAGUGGCAAGUGGACUCACCACUAUAAAUACUUGUUCAGACCUCCCUCUUUUCUUUCACAUUCAUCCCUCUUCCCUUUUAGUUACCUCUUUUAAUUCAAACAAGAAAUCACUCUCUCUCUCUCUCUCUCCAAAUUUCCAUUGAUCAAAACCAACCAACGAGAAAAACCGAAAGAUCUCAAGAACAAUCAUAAACUCUCUCAUUUUGGAUCCUCUGUUUUUCUCAAGAACACAAAAAAAUGUCAGUUGUUAUUUGUCAAGCGCAAGAAAAAACCGUCACCAAAAAUGAAAGACACGAAAGUUUCACCCAAAAAGGCAAAAUGGGUGGGUUGAGUUUCCUGCAAUCUAUGUCCGAUAUCACUGCCAUUGUCCGAAACGUAGAGGACAAAGCUUAUGUUCACCCCGUGGAGAAACGCUCUGUUUCUAAGCUGAGUGAGAAAAGCUUAGAGAUGUGCACUGAGAGCCUUGGGUCCGAAACUGGAAGCGAGAGUGGUGACGAGUUGUUGUUGCUUGCGUUUCAAGCAACCACUACUCCUAGGGUUCCUUUUACUCCUCAAGAAGAAGAAAAAGACACUGCCAAGAAAUCAACGAUCAAAAGUUUCCCGCCACCGAUAAACUUUGUUAAGGGAUCAAAGUAUAAUCGUGUGGUGAGAUCACUAGGAGAAGAUGGUCGUGUUGUUGUUCAAGCCAUGACAGUUUCGUCUCAGCCUCCUAACUUUAUAGCGGAACGUGGUGAAGGAAGGCUCCGUCUCUGUUUAUCACCGGAAAAUUCUUUACUUGGGCACAACCAUGAGGAAGAAGAAGAAGAAGAUGAAACUGAAGAGGGCAUGGAGGAGGAAUCUAGUGAGAACUUAGAGGGUAAAAAUGGAAAUAAAAAGUUUAGCAGAUUAAGCAGCAGAUGCAAGGAGAAUGGUCGUGAGCCUAAGCCAAUGCUUACUACUUGGAAGCAGCAGCAGUUUUGGGUCGCUACUUAAGACUUUAUUCGACUCGUAUAUCUUAAUAAAAUAAUUUAAAAUAUGGGUUUCUUGAUUUUAGUUUAUGUAUAAUCUUUGCUUUCUUGUAUGAGAUUUCUCUAUAGGUACUGGGAGUGUUUUUUAGUUCUACUUAUUGUAAUGUUAAAUGAGAAUUAUUAUUAUUAUUAUUGUUGA
Molecule: messenger RNA, 1711 nt
Organism: Brassica napus (rape)
Lineage: Eukaryota; Viridiplantae; Streptophyta; Magnoliopsida; Brassicales; Brassicaceae
Product: protein FANTASTIC FOUR 2
Exons: 1
Coding region: 803-1537 (244 amino acids)
Source: RefSeq, a predicted model, not a curated record